UCUGAUGACGGCCUCCUCUUUCUCCGUCCACGGCGGUUGCCCAACAUGGCGGCGCUCGACGGGAAUUUGCCGCAUCGUCGGACCCCGUGAACCGAGUGGGAACGGAACGUUCCUACGCCCGGUGUGGUUUUGACUCCCUGUAGUGGACUGGUGUAAGCCUGGAUAUCCCCAUGUGCCAUGUCGUCAAGUUCGAAUCGCGACCCCGGCUGUGCACCGGGCGCUGGAGGAGCAAAUGGGAGCGAUUCCCACCAUUUUCAAUACGUGGGUCCCUACCGGCUCGAAAAGACCCUGGGAAAAGGACAGACAGGCCUGGUGAAGAUGGGGAUUCACUGUGUGGCUGGCCGCAAGGUGGCUGUCAAAAUCAUCAACAGGGAGAAACUUAGCGAAUCUGUUCUACAAAAGGUCGAAAGGGAAAUUGCAAUUAUGAAACUCAUAGAACAUCCUCACGUCCUUGGGUUAUACGACGUCUACGAGAACAAGAAGUACCUCUAUCUUAUUCUGGAGCAUGUGUCUGGGGGGGAGCUCUUCGACUACCUGGUGAAGAAGGGCCGGCUGACGCCCAAGGAAGCCCGCCGCUUUUUUCGGCAGAUAAUCUCGGCGCUCGACUUUUGCCACAGCCACUGCAUAUGUCACAGAGACCUGAAGCCGGAAAAUUUGCUACUGGACGAAAAGAACAACAUCCGAAUCGCGGACUUCGGCAUGGCUUCCCUACAGAUGGAAGGGUCCAUGUUGGAAACGUCUUGUGGUUCACCGCACUACGCGUGUCCAGAAGUCAUCCGGGGCGAAAAAUAUGACGGUCGAAGAGCAGACGUAUGGAGUUGUGGAGUAAUUUUGUACGCUUUAUUAGUGGGUGCCUUACCGUUCGACGACGACAACCUGCGGCAGCUCCUGGAGAAGGUGAAGCGGGGCGUGUUCCACAUUCCCCACUUCGUGCCGCCCGAGUGCCAAGAUCUGCUACGCGGAAUGAUCGAGGUCAAUCCGGAGAAAAGACUCACGCUAGCCGAAGUAACAAAGCAUCCUUGGGUUACGGCGGGAAGCAAGACAGAACUAGAACUGGAGCUUCCAAUGAAAGAAGUCGUGCAGACGCACAUUAUUCCGAGCGUAGACGACAUCGACCCCGAUGUGUUGUCGAACAUGACUUCUUUAGGCUGUUUUAAGGACAAAGAAAGACUUGUCAAAGACCUCCUCAGCACAUGUCACAACACAGAGAAAGUGAUCUACUUCCUGCUGCUCGACCGGAAGCGACGGAAACCCUCGUACGAAGAUGAAACGGAAAUUAUCAUCCGAAAUCGAUCGGAAUCUGCCGAUCCUCCACGAAAGAGAGUGGACACGUGUCAGGUGAAUGGAAGGGGAGGACCCAGAUACGCCUUCGACAUGCUGAGCGACGGAUCGCCCAUUACACCACGGCGGUAUCCGUACGGUAUGGUGCGGCGCGGCAGCGGCGCAGGGGGGUUGCACGGGGGCAGCAGCGGCCCGAGCCCUGCCGUGUCUCCGCUCAACUCUCCCAAGCCCGGGGGCAUGUCGGGAGGAAGAGGGGCUACAACACCCGAGGAAAGCCCGCUGAACACUCCUCCUGGUUCCCCUUCGCUAAAUCAACCUUACUGGCGGUCCCGGCUGCACACGAUCAAGAAUAGCUUUCUAGGAAGUCCUCGUUUCCACAGGAGGAAGCUGCAGGUGCCUUCUGCUUCCGACGAAGUCAGUCUAACACCGGAUUCAUCACCCGAGCUUUCGAAGCGCUCGUGGUUUGGAGGACUGAUGGCCAAUGAACGGGAAGAAAGCCAUAUGAUCCUGGUCAAAGACCGUCCACUGAGUUCGGUGAAAGCUGACCUCAUUCAUGCCUUCCUAUCGAUUGCCGACCUGAGCCACAGCGUUGUCUCCCCAAUGUCCUUUCGGGUGGAAUACAAGCGUCCCGGGAGCACGACCAUGUUUCAGCGUAACGUGCGCUUCCACGUGGACAUCAGCGUCGUAGGAGAUGGGAGCCCCAAUGGCGGAUCUGCCCUCGACAACAAGCCUGCCGUCUAUUGCAUCAGCUUCACGCUUAUUUCAGGUCCUAUCCGGAGGUUCAAGCGCAUUUGCGAACACAUCCAAGCCCAGAUUCUCGGCCGGCGGCCUGGUAGCCACUCACCCCGCAUCAACCGACGACCGCCGACGUCUGAGCUAAGCGACAGUUCUUCUUGCGGUUCCGAAUCUCUUUCUCCGACCCAGGUCAGCGAUGACAUCACUCAUGUCCUGGUCGCAGCCACUGGCGUGCCGAUGGCUCGUUGCAAAUCAGACCAGGACGCAGCCUGCGACAUCUUUGAACGUGAAGCUAAAGCGGCAGCCGCUUGCCACCGUCGUGCCAUGGACGGUGCGACGUCUUCUAUCGCCAACGGGCGACGUCUCAGCUACGACCUCAAGGGGUCCAGGGACAAGGUCUGACCCUCCGGGACACCGUUAAGCCUCCUGCGUUUGUGAAGAGUGGAUACAACGCUUAUUCUCGUUGUUUCGAUGAUUUCAAGAACAACCAUCGGAUGGGAUGAAUGCUUUGUCGAGGUACAUUCCUGGCUUUGGAAGUUAGACCACUUCGAGUGGACUUCGCAAAUGUCUUCAGAAGUUCAAGUCCACAAAUCCUGGUUCUUAGCACCAGAUGUCUUCUAGUCGGCUGAAUGCUCCUGUGUGGAUACCUUGAUAAGAAAAGAUGGUGUGUGCGUGUGUGUGUGUGUGCGUGUGUGGUGAAACUGGCAGAUGGGUCACAUCUUAAGAAGGACAUUGGAAUUUUCUUUUCAUUUUUUUUUUCCAGACUUAACAAUAGUGGCUAUUCUCCUCGCGAAGGGCCUCGAGCCUGCCUGCCUGCCUUCUUAUUAUCCUAAAAUGGAUGGUGCAGGAGAUAGAAGUGGAGUUUCAGAGAAACGAAAGAUAUGUUCUUUUUCUUGCUCGUGUAUAAACUGCGCCUCUUCGGGAGCAGCCCGCUUAGGUAAUCAAGGUUUCCGUUUUCCUACAAAGUCAUUCCAGUAGUACGCCUUGCAUACGAUUCAGCAAUGCGCGGUUUAUAGGCGUGAACCAGACACUUUCGCAGCAGGUGCUUGCUGCAGUUCUUUCGUGAUUACUGCGUUCGCCAAACGUGGGGAUAUAGUGGAUGCGACUGAAGCCCACAGCUAUUUAAAAUAUAGCGAAUGUACACGUUCUUAGUUCUGGCGCAAGUUUAGCAUGGUGAAUAUCUGUCGAGAUAGUGAAACACUGCACAACACAUCAACGUUUCAAUGUAGAAGAACAACGUACGUGAACCACACUUGUCGGUAGAAGAAAAUGAGAAAUCUUAAGUUCAUCUCAUUCCAAAUCUUAUCGUACUUCAGCGGAUCAAGCAGCGCCAUCUAUGUAUCAGUUUGUCGAGCAGUUUUUUCCUGAAACUUCCCAACCUUUUCGGAAAGAAUCCACUACCCUUGCUGUAGUUCAAGUUCCUUGAAGUAGUGUUAUCAAAAGAAUGUUCUUACUCAUGUGCCCGAAGAUGUUUACUGUGUGUGUACAAGCUGACGUUUUAAAAUAUCGCUCGUUAUACGUGUCCUUUCAAGAAGUAACAAGAGUUUGAGAACUGGUCGACAGGUGGCAGCAAACGCGAUUUCAUGAGCGCUCCUAUCAGAGGCUAUGCAAACGGGGGCUGUAAACUGAUUGCGUGUUCCUCAGAUAACUAUUGACAUCUUCACUAUCCAGUAACAGUGCUUUCUUCAAAACAUGUGCACAUACUGUAAGCGAGAGUUAGGCUCAACAAAUUGUUAAUGUACGUCAAUUUUUCGUGCAAUCUCAGUAACAAAAAAGUCGGUUGCUUUAUAAUGUGCGCGGCAGUGAUGUUUGUUAUAAAUGUACCCCAUGUUGACACGAGCAUUUUGCGUUAGCCACUGAACGUUGCCCAGCAUUUGAUGGCAACAAACAUUUUCUGGGAUCUUUUUUUACGUUAUGAGAUGAGCGUUCAAUCGAAGGUCGUUUAAAAUUGUCGCGAAAAAAUGAAACAAGAAAAGAAGAAAACUUCGUUUUCGCAAGGUUUGACGCAUGCUUUUCAAUAUCCGUAACGCUUGUAAAUGUAACCUUGUGGUGCUAAAGAAGUCAGUUAAAAUGUUCAAAUUGUACAUGACGACCUCUUAUAAACCUGCUAUCUCGUGCGACUUAAUGGACCUUUUUCAUGACGCUUCUGCGCAUGCUCUGAACCCUGACGGCGCCGAAGAGUGUUCCCUGCGUAUUCAAUAGAUGGCGCCAAUAUGGCGCCGGCUGCGCUUCCAAGCGCGGCGAUCGUGUUUCGCUGGACGGCCGCUAGGAUAUGACCGCGAGUGUGAAAAACGUCCAUACGAGCAAGACCUAUCGAAACUGAAACAUGACGCAAAAUGCGGUCACCUUGAACACCAUCCUACCUAUUCGUACAACAACCACAUAUCUGUGUGAAAAACCAUCUACCCUGUGCAACUGAAGGUGAAACACGGGACGAUUACGUCACGUCAUACGUUGUUUCAUUGGGCCAGCCGGUGAAGACAACGUCAGUGCAUAUUCGUUCUAGUGCAGCUCGAACACAAAACAACAUAGACGACCCCUUACGUCAUCGAUUACGUAACCUCGCCGCGCAAGGCAUGCUGGUGGGCCCUUAUCAGCGCCGACGCGUUCUUCCCGCUUCUUGCUCUCCACAGCAAAAUAUAACCUGGAACCGGACUUCUCGUGACGUCACAUGUUUGUAAACAGAGGGGUCGUCUAUUGCGUUUAGUUCGCAUUACUGAAGUUAUGAACGUACACAUUACUGAAAACUUCUCGAAAAGAAGAAGAAGUCUCUAUAUUAUGUGGCCUAGCCACAAACCUUGCAGGUCUCUUCCAAAAAGGAUAGAAGGCCAACAAAAUUCUAGUAAGGCCUGAAACUCUUCUCUCGUGGCCCUUGGUGACGUCAUCACAUUCUUGUUGAACUCUGCCGGGGCAAAGCGCAAACGCGGCACGUGGCUAUCGAACUUGUUUCAUCUUCAUUUAAACGGCGUGGACUAGAUGUCUUGUAUAGUGUCCCAUGUCGCCCGAAAUACCUUAACAGUGAAUCACCCGCUUGUAAAUUAUGGGGCAUGCCAAUCCGCAAUUUGCUAAAGUGGUAGCAACAUGAAGCUUGGAACUGCGAUAGUGUUAGUAUGUCUGAUCCUGGAUUUCCCGGUGUUUUUUUUUUUCUGGAUGACAGUGACUUCCCGCAGGUCCAGGACAAUGCCUCUAGUUCAUGGUCAGACCGAGAACCGGGAGGCUUUGACAGUGAGAAACAUGAAAAAAAAAAGCUUGCAUUUUUUUUGUUCCAAUGUUUUGUUCCCAUAUAAAAUUAGUCAAUCACUGGUAACCAUCGUUCAACCAUUGUGUCGGGAUAAUAUACUACCACACUACGCAAUUUCCGGCAUCAUAUCUAAUGCUGUCACAGCGACACGCCUCACAGACUUGUAACCAAGGUGGCUCAGUCUUAAGUCGGAUAUCUGCGUGAGAUACGCCAAUAAGAACCGUUAGCCGUAAUAUUAUCCUCAUUGUCCACAAAUGUAUCACCGCAGGCUCACUAUAUGCAUAUGUACAUCCCACAUUCCACGUGAAAUGUUGCAACAUAAACUCACGGAAAAGCGCUGAUGAUUAUGCCCGCAAGAGGGAGGUGGUGAUCUGUGCUUGGAGGCAUGUUUGCUUUUGUCUUUGUUGCUUGGCGACGGUUUUGAAUCAAGUACAGUUUUCAGCAUCCGUAUUUGCCGCUUUGUUCCAUUGUGUAUAUAUGUGACUGUAUAGCUAUGUACAAAGUAUAAAGUAUCCACUGAUGGCUA
Messenger RNA from Ornithodoros turicata, 5783 nucleotides. Its product is annotated as serine/threonine-protein kinase BRSK2-like. The record is from RefSeq and is a predicted model, not a curated record. Bases 178 to 2418 code for a protein of 746 amino acids. The transcript has 18 exons. Gene Ontology annotation, molecular function: ATP binding; protein serine/threonine kinase activity; tau-protein kinase activity. NCBI's taxonomy places the organism in Eukaryota, Metazoa, Arthropoda, Arachnida, Ixodida, Argasidae. Gene Ontology annotation, cellular component: cytoplasm. Gene Ontology annotation, biological process: protein phosphorylation; microtubule cytoskeleton organization; intracellular signal transduction.